AUGCCCAGCCUCACCACCACCCCAAUCGAGCUGUAUGGAGAGAUGAACAAGAAGUUCACCCUGUUCUCGUACACGCCCGUUCAUCACCACGGCAGUGGACAGUACAAUCGCAAUCCUUUGCCGCCAAGCCUUCCACGCGGUUAUGUCCGAGAUUACUCCAAGGCCGCCCGCGAGAUCGACAAGCACGCCGAGGUCACACUCAACGGGGCGAUCGAAGUCGGCCGCGGCCGACGUUUCCAGAUUGUCAGCUGCAAGGUGACGCGCUUCCCGCGUGUGGAAGCUUCGGCGGAACAGCAAGAACCUCUCAGUGAGAUGAGAAACAACAAGCGGAUCAACCUCGAACGCGAACUCGUCCUCCGUAUUUGCGAUCCCGAGUACUACGCGAGUGACUUCAUGGCGCCUUGCGGCAACGAAGAACUGGCCGAGGGUGACUUCAGCCGUGACUACUGGGCCAUGAGGCACUUUCACGAGAGGGGCAUCACUGGAGUCGGCUAUCUUGGGCCGCGUUUCUACGGCGGCUGGAUCCUCAAGCUCCCCGCCGGCACCGAUCGCCGAAGAAAGAAGUUGUUCCGAUACGUCUACGUCUCAAUCACCGAGAAGCUCUACGGAUACACCGUUGACGAUCUCUGCUUUCGCUCGGGGCCGGGCAACGAGGGCUGGCUCAUUCCUCACGACUCGCCGGCCGACUUCGAGAGAGCCGACGGCUCUCUCCGCUGGAUCACUUUCGACCAGAAGACUCGCGACAAAGUCAUGAAGCUUGUGCUCCACGGCCUUGUCGUCAGCAUGCACAACAGCGUCGAGCACCUGGGCUUCGGUCCCGAGGCCGCCUUCGUCACGUACCGCGAUGGCAACAAGGACCUGUCAGACGUGCGCGUCGUUCAUCUGGGCCAUGACGAAACCCAGGUCUGGCGCUUCACAGCAGAAGCCUACGAUGACUCGGAAGUUCACUGGAUCCAGCAACUUCCCUACCCUCCUCAUCCGUUCGAGCGAUUUUGUUGGGAAGCAUUGGACGAUUGGCAUGGUUGGAUACCCGACGAGGAAGAGUUCGAGGAAUGGCUCACCAAGCCGAGCACCUUUGGCCCGCUCGAAGAGGCCCGGGACGUACUUGCUAAGCUGGGCCCCUGGGCCACAUGGCCACACGCGUACGCAAUGUACUCGACGUUUGCGACUCUUGACCAGAUCGAGGACGAUGGGUGCAAGAGGGUAUCCAUUGCGCCUCGCACCGCCGCCUUCUUGUACAUGAUGAAAGAUAUGGAAACGCUGCACGCGCUGUGUAUGUCUUCGGUCAUGGCCCAAAAGUCGUUGAAGAAGUGGGUGAGAAAGUUGGUGCAGAAUGCGAUUAGUUUGGACGACCCGAGCACCUACCCGGAAACGAAAGAGACGGAGAAGCAAGCGGGGCAGAAAGGGCAAGUACGCCUGCAAGAACUUCAGAAAAUGGCACGUCGCCUUUCAGUCAACAAUGAGGAGCUCAACAGAAUCGUCCGCCAGGGAGCCAGUCUUGCGACUGCCAUGGAAUCUCUCAGCCUUGGAGAGUCGCGACAGCAAACCCCGCAGCCACCCCGUCCCGCUACCCGAAGCCGCCAUCACGCGGGUGCGAAGUCCAGCGGCCACAAGCCCAGCUCGAGCUUUUCGCAUACGGCCAGCACUCCGGCGACUCCUACCCGACGUCUCGGCCACGCCGUCAGCUCUUCCAACCCCCGAGAGCGUUCGAAUUCCGGUGCCGCGGCACAGCGGGCAUCGCUCAACUUGCCUCCUGCGGCGCCGUCUCCGAGCGGCCAGCGCAUCAAAGCGAAGCCGAGCAACCUCGACACCAUCCCGAGCACCCCCAUCACCUUGCUCCAUUCGUCGCGCCGUCCCCCGGUUCGGGACCUGGUGAAGGCGAGUAACCCCCCCGAGAGGGGCAGGACUCGGCCUCCUGGCGACACCUCGAUCCACAGCUUGGAGGACGCGUCGCCGAUGCACGUGGCGAGUACGGAUACGUCCCAGAACUUGGAGAUCGAUGAGCCGCCGCCGCCGCCGGGCGUGUUCGAAGACCAGUCGCAGAGCUUCUCCGAAGACCGGUCGCCGAGCUUCGAGGGCGGGAAGCCGCCGCGGAUCACCACCGAGACCGAAGACGAGUCGCAGAACGAGGCCGAAGAGCCGUCGCGGAUCGAGUACGCAGACGACUCGCAGAGCUUCGAGCUCGAUGUGCCGUCGCACGCGGACGACGAGGACGACAUCUACGAUCCCUAG
This is a messenger RNA of Colletotrichum karsti, 2232 nucleotides long. RefSeq lists its product as uncharacterized. Bases 1 to 2232 code for a protein of 743 amino acids. Lineage: Eukaryota; Fungi; Ascomycota; Sordariomycetes; Glomerellales; Glomerellaceae. The record is from RefSeq and is a predicted model, not a curated record. The transcript has a single exon.